UCCUGACGGAGGGGCAGACAGGAAACUCACUCGCGGGCACGGCCUUCCCUCCCCCUCACUGCAGUGACAUGUGACACUCCCCGUCUGUUCUGCCCUCCUGUAAGAAACCCCGGGGGAACAGGGUUUUUAAACUUCUGAGAAAUCAAAACUAACCUAGAGAGGGAGCGGCUCCAAGCCAAAACCACCCGGCUCGGGGCUCUGCUUCAGGAAGCGUCUGCCUUCUUCACCUGGGACCACACCUGCCCACCAAAGCCAGACAUGAUCAAGGAGGAGCACGAGGUGGCCGUGCUGGGGGCGCCCCAGGGCUCAGGAGCCGUGAGGUCCACCGUGGUCACCAUGCAGCCGGAGACCGUCGUGCCCGACCACAUCGUCUGGUCCCUGUUCAACACGAUCUUCUUCAACACCUGCUGCCUGGGCUUCGUGGCGUUCGCCUACUCCGUGAAGUCCAGGGACCGGAAGAUGGUCGGCGACGUGGUUGGGGCCCAGAGCUACGCGUCCACCGCCAAGUGCCUGAACAUCUGGGCCCUGGUCUUGGGCCUCCUUGGGACCAUAGGGUGCAUCGUGGUUCUGGCGUUGCUGUUGCCAGGCGUCCUCAGCGCAAUAGCGCAGGCCGCGCAGGCCCACGGAGGCCUGUAGUGGCUGCCCACGGCCGGCGGACCACGUCUCCCCUCCCGCUCCUGGCUCUGCCCCCACGCCCACCCCUUCCUACAGCACUUUGUCCCUGCCCCCUGCCCGCCGCCGAACCCAAUAAAGUGCACUGCACGUGACAA
This is a messenger RNA of Pteronotus mesoamericanus, 770 nucleotides long. RefSeq names its product interferon-induced transmembrane protein 1-like. Gene Ontology annotation, biological process: response to type II interferon; defense response to virus; type I interferon-mediated signaling pathway. The transcript has 2 exons. NCBI's taxonomy places the organism in Eukaryota, Metazoa, Chordata, Mammalia, Chiroptera, Mormoopidae. Gene Ontology annotation, cellular component: plasma membrane. The coding region runs from base 259 to 636 and encodes 125 amino acids. The record is from RefSeq and is a predicted model, not a curated record.